AAGGCGGGAAGAACGAGAAAGGAUAAGGCGGGAAGAAGAGGAAUCAAGGGCAAGGCUGGAAGAAGAGCAAGAAAGGGCAAUACGCGAAGAGGCAAGGGCAAGGCGGGAAGAAGAAAGGGCAAUACUUGCAGAGGAAGAAAGACGAAGGCGGGAAGAACGAGAAAGGAUAAGGCGGGAAGAAGAGGAAUCAAGGGCAAGGCUGGAAGAAGAGCAAGAAAGGGCAAUACGCGAAGAGGCAAGGGCAAGGCGGGAAGAAGUAAGGGCAAGGGAGAUAGGGGAACUUGCCAACCAACCAUUGCCGGAUGGAUUCUACGAUUCGGUGUUUAAUGCGAGGUGGAGCCACGUCUUGGCGUUUCCCGAGGGCGAAGGGGACGCGAUGGUGGUGCGAAUGGAGGUGCGUGAGGGCGAACCACCAACACAGUUGUGGGACUACAGACGGAAGGGCAUAAGCUAUGAACCGGUGGAAGAUGCAGGGCAGUUUAUUGCACCGCGCCCCCGCCUGGUGAUACUCUCAUCCGCGAAGAGGUGGCCCUACUCGCUAAAGCAGGGAAGAGCUUUUGCCGACUGCUACAUUAACCGUGAGGUGGAGCGGGUGUGGCGGGUUGUCAAGGGCGAUCUAGAGGGAGAGUUUGGCACCGCAGAUUUAAAGGGCUUUGACGUGAGGCGGCGUCUCUUGAUUGGGACGCCGGGCAUCGGAAAAUCAAUGGCCGCCGGCUCUUACCUCCUGUACAGACUGCUUCACUACGACGCUAAGAAACUCCAAGUGGUGGUGUACUGCUUUGGGGGAGAUUUGGCGUUCGUGUUUUGA
Messenger RNA from Trypanosoma conorhini, 808 nucleotides. Its product is annotated as retrotransposon hot spot (RHS) protein. The annotation marks the transcript as partial. The record is from RefSeq and is a predicted model, not a curated record. The transcript has a single exon. NCBI's taxonomy places the organism in Eukaryota, Euglenozoa, Kinetoplastea, Trypanosomatida, Trypanosomatidae.